AGUAUUGAAGUGCCAAUCUGUGAGUGCCACUCGUGUGUUCAUCAUAUAAUUUCAUAUCUAAAAUAUCGUGUUUUUCUGUGCAGCGAUGGCAGAAAAACAGUUGAAAAAUAAAGUUUGCAUUAUUGGUUCUGGUAAUUGGGGAUCAGCAAUAGCUAAAAUUGUGGGUAAAAAUGCUGCCAGACUACCAAAUUUUGAGGAUCGUGUGACUAUGUGGGUGUAUGAAGAGAUUAUUGAAGGAAAGAAGUUAACAGAAAUAAUAAAUGAGACACACGAGAAUGUAAAAUAUUUACCUGGACAUAAAUUGCCAGAAAAUGUGAUUGCUGUGCCAGAUGUAGUGGAAGCUGCUAAAGAUACAGAUCUCCUAAUAUUUGUUGUGCCUCACCAGUUUGUUCGGACAAUUUGCUCCACAUUACUAGGGAAAAUUAAGCCUACAGCAGCUGCUCUUUCCUUGAUUAAGGGCUUCGACAUUGCUGAAGGUGGCGGUAUUGACCUAAUAUCGCAUAUAAUCACAAGGUGCCUCAAGAUCCCUUGUGCUGUUCUAAUGGGUGCUAAUAUAGCUUCAGAGGUAGCAGACGAAAAAUUUUGUGAAACCACUAUUGGUUGUCGUGAUGUGAUGCUUGCCCCGAUGAUGAGAGAUAUCAUACAAACUGAUUACUUUAGGGUGGUCGUUGUUGAUGAUGAAGAUGCUGUCGAGAUAUGUGGGGCGCUCAAGAACAUUGUAGCAGUGGGAGCUGGUUUCGUUGAUGGACUCGGGUUCGGUGACAACACUAAGGCGGCAGUGAUCCGUCUUGGUCUUAUGGAAAUGAUCAAAUUCGUAGACGUUUUUUACCCUGGGAGCAAACUGAGUACUUUCUUCGAAUCAUGUGGCGUUGCAGACCUUGUUACAACGUGUUAUGGCGGCAGGAACAGGCGCGUUGCUGAGGCGUUCGUGAAGACCGGCCGUUCUAUCAAAGAAUUGGAAGAUGAAAUGCUCAAUGGACAGAAGUUACAGGGACCUAUUACCGCAGAAGAAGUGAACCAUAUGCUGACCAACAAAAACAUGGAGAACAAGUUCCCGUUAUUCACUGCUGUGUACCGUAUUUGUCGAGGUGAACUCAAACCGAACGACUUCAUAGACUGCAUCCGUAGCCACCCCGAGCACAUGAAAUGGCCAGCGCCCAAAUGUUCUCUGUGACCCGAGUGAAGUGCUUCAACAGUGUUCCAUCAACUCGAGUCUGUCGCAUUCCUGUCUGCACUAUUGCAUAAUCUCUGCACUUAUAAGCCACAUAUUUAUAUGACGAAUCUUAUGAAUAUUAAAAAAUCUUGAAAAUAUCUCUUUUUAUUAAAUUAUUUGGUAAGUAAUUAUCUAAAAUAAACAUUUUUUAUUUAAUUAAAAUGUCUAUAAAUAAGUGGCUUACUGGUAUAACCGUUUAUAUUAAUGUUGAGCAUUGAAAUGAUUAAAAAAACCUAAUCCAUACUAUCAUUAUCUUGAUAAAUGGCACUUUGAAACGUGUACAAUGGAACUGUAAAUAUUAACAUGAAACUUUUUGCAAGUAGUAUGUUAAUACACAUACAAAUAUACAUUUGAGGAAACAAAUUGUAAAUACAAAAUUUUGUUAUAGACGUCAUUAGUAAAAGUACUAAAAUAAGAUUCGAGUUCAAUUCUUGUAGCUACAAUCUGCGUAGCUUACCAUUGUACACGGUCCGAAAAUAAUAUUGAUAACAUCAACCGCACGAUUGAUUGACGUUAUGUGUUGUGUUACUGAUUAUCGACAUUGUAGCUUGUAAUUAUGUAGUAAAAAUACGAUAUAGCCUUCUUCUAGUCUAAAUUAAGUCCCAUUUUAGAGAUAAAUAAGGUUUUUAGAUUACAACGUACCUAAAUAUAUUCAUGGGGAAAGCCAUGAGUAUUUAUAUAUAAUGCAACAUUAUAAGCGGAGUUAGAAUACACCAUCGUUAUAUUUUCUAAUAGAGUGUACCUAUCUGGUAACUAUUUAUAUUAAAUGCAUAUCUAAACUAAAAGGAAAAAAAUAAACUCAUCGAUUUUCCGCAUUCCUAACAUACAUUUGUGCCAUGUUUUUUUACCUUGUUAAAUUUUAAUAUGUAUAUGGUCUGCCAUGUCUAAAAAAUGAAAUUAACUAUCGAGUCAUUAUUCAUUAAGUUAAAAAAUAGUGUCGUUGAACCGUCUUAUUACCCUAAAACAGUUUUUGAAAACAGAAGCCUUAAUUUACAACAUGAAUUGGCGUAUAUAUUAGGUUUAUUUUUUUCAGGCUAAGGAUAGUUAGAAAAUCACAUUGCUGUAUAAGCUAAUAUUAAAAGGAGGUAAGAUUAAAUAUUUAGGCUUCUGUUUUUAGAUUAUAUAAAAAGCCAUCGUCUAUAGGCACUGGUGGCCAGUGACAAGCAGAAUUAUCUAAAUUUUCCACAUUUACAUAUUUAUGGUUUGGUAAUUUAAAUUUAAAUAGCGGUAAAUGACGCUUUAUGGACAAGCAUAUUUUAUUAUGGACAAAAUGAUUAAAUAUAUAAAACGCUUGCCACUGACCGCAGGUGUAUGGGAUAUCAUAAGUUUUGCUUGUUAUUACCGUACUACAUUUAUAUUAAGUAUUUAUUGAAUAUAAGGAUCAUUUUUAAAUCGUUU
Molecule: messenger RNA, 2611 nt
Organism: Diatraea saccharalis (sugarcane borer)
Lineage: Eukaryota; Metazoa; Arthropoda; Insecta; Lepidoptera; Crambidae
Source: the annotation of a GenBank genome assembly